AUGGACAACAUCGACGAGGAAUACGAUCAGCUCGUUGAACAGUUUCACGAGGAAGCUGAUACGCCAGCGACGACCAGCACGAGCCGGAGGUAUGACCAAAAACUCACGUCCGAGCUCGCAAGGCUUUGCAGAGAGGCGAUAAACGAAGACUUUGAAGAGAGAAAAGCAGAGGUUUUGACUAAAGCUGCUGAGGCAGAAAAGAGCCUUCGCUACGCCCGAAACUCCGCCAAUCGCAAGACGAAGAUGGCUGCUCUCCGGAACCCAGAGGAAACAAGCAUUGCAUUGAGAAGGGGAAUGGAGAAAAUCAUACACGACUUCUACUCUGAUCUCUUCGACAGCCAUGUCCACUUGCCUCCUCACCAUCUGAGGGAAGAUGGACAAGUCAUUCCAGAGGUUCUCCCGCCCAGAAUACGACAUGCUAUUAUGGCGGUAAGAAAUCGUACGGCACCCGGUCCCGACAGAAUAAGACCAGAACACCUGAAGAGCCUUCCGCCAGUACUCAUCAACACCCUGGCGAGGCUCUUUACACGUUAUCUGUCGGAAUGCAAGGUUCCUAAACAGUGGAAGACCAGCAAGACCGUGUUGUUGUAUAAGAAGGGAGGCUCAAAAGACAUCGACAACUACAGCCCAAUCUGUUUACUGUCUGUCAUCUACAAGCUCUUCACAAGGUACAAGAUGCUGCUGUGUAUCACUUCCAUCGAUUCGAAGGCCUUUGACACAGCUGAGGCCGAAGCGGUCAUGGAGGCCUCGGAGAACCAAGACGUCCCUACCCCAUACAUAAAUAUACUUUGUGAGUUGCAUAGCAACUUCAUGGCCAAAUGUUCUCCAUUCUACGAUGAUGUCAUAAUCGACGUGGAGAGAAAGAAACGAGCAGUUUGGGAAGCGUACAAGAGCAUCGAGGAUGUAGUGAAGAAAACUAGGAACACUCGGCUCUGUGCUCACCUCUUCAACACCACCGUACUUCCUGCUUUGACCUAUGCUUCCGAAACUCGGGCAUUUCGCAAGCAGGAAGAAAACGCGGUGAGCGUCACUGAACGCGCAAUUGAGAGAGUGAUCCUAGGAGUAUCCCGUUUCACGCAAGUGAGGGACGGGAUUCGAAGUUCUCUCCUACGUCAACGAUCGAAGAUCAGAGACGCUGCCGCAUAUGCUAAGGAAAGCAAAAUUAGGUGGGCCGGGCACGUGAUGCGCUUUAAUGACAACCGUUGGACCAGAGCCGUGAGCGACUGGGUUCCCCGCGAUAUUAAGCGCACUACAGGAAGACCGUCGACCCGAUGGUCAGACUUCUUCACGAAGUCCUUGAAAGAAAAAUAUGAUGCUCUUCGUGUCCCACGCAAAAGGAGGAACCACUGGGCUACUCUGGCACGCGAUCAGGACAAAUGGAAGAAUUACUGGCGCCUGCUCGACCAGUUCGAAGAUCAACGGGAGUCAAGGUGA
Molecule: messenger RNA, 1434 nt
Organism: Necator americanus (New World hookworm)
Lineage: Eukaryota; Metazoa; Nematoda; Chromadorea; Rhabditida; Ancylostomatidae
Exons: 4
Coding region: 1-1434 (477 amino acids)
Source: RefSeq, a predicted model, not a curated record